GCUCUUUGCUUGGGGUUUCUGAAGUGCCACACGUGAAGAAACUUGCUGCCCCACUGACAAUGGCUGAGACGGAGGAGGAGGAGGAUUCUGAGGCUUGGCUGCGGUUGAAGCCUGUGGAGCCCUUGCCCUCCCAGUGCUGCGGCAGUGGCUGCUCGCCCUGUGUUUUUGACCUCUACUACCGAGACCUGGAAAGAUGGGAAACAGCCCGAGCCAGAAAUGACAGGAGCCUGCUGAGUGGGAAGCAACCACCUGAGAGCCAGAUAUCCAUUGAAUACCUGUUAUACACCAGGCCCUAUAAGCCAAUGAGGAUUUGUGAGUGAGCAAGGCAUAGUCCUUGCCCUCAAAAGAGCACACUAACUUGGUACGAUACAGACAGGUUAACUGAGGGAUGGACCUUUCUCCCUUCUCCUGCCUCCUGGGAAUCAGACAACCUGACUGCCACUGGGUAUCAUGGCCUACUCAUCAGCUACAAGACCUGAGACCUCCCUUUUCUCUCUGAAGCCUGUAAGAGGAACCCCCACUUAGCUUCAUGAGCCUGAGCCUUCUUUGGAACUCCCGCCAUAAUAUCUGCCUCUGCUGUUAAUAACUCUGUUCUCAGAAGGACAGUCUACCCCAGCAUUCCUCCUGAAAUCCAAAACCUGAGACGUUUCAGGCCUCAGCGUCCCCAUAUGUGAUACAAGGAUGUUAGACUGGAUCGUCUCUAAGGCGCCCUCAGUUUUUCAACUCUCUAGCUCUGGAACUGACUAGAUCUGAAGGAUGAGCAGGUGUUUUGUACAGGGGAUACACUAUGAACAAUAAAGACCUUGAGAGCUGUUCUGCCAAGCUGAGUCCAGAGACUUUCCUGGCCUUCCACAUCAGCACCAUGGAGAAGGUCACCAAGGACACCUAUCUUGUCCGGUUUACACUACCCGGGAACAGUCGGCUCGGCCUGCGUCCUGGACAGCACCUCAUCCUACGAGGUGUAGUAGAUGGCUUAGAGAUUCAGAGAGCCUACACUCCCAUCAGCCCUGUCACUGCAGAAGGAUACUUUGACGUUUUAAUCAAGUGCUACCGGACUGGGCUGAUGUCCCAGUAUGUGGAGUCAUGGAGAACAGGAGACACAGCCUUCUGGCGAGGGCCUUUCGGAAGCUUCUUAUAUGAACCAAAGAAGUACGGCGAGCUCCUCAUGCUAGCGGCUGGCACAGGCCUGGCCCCCAUGGUGCCAAUCCUGCAGAGCAUCACAGACGACGAAGAUGAUGAGACCUUUGUCACCUUGGUCGGCUGCUUCAAGACCUUCGAGGGCAUCUACCUGAAGACCUUCUUCCAGGAACAGGCCAGGUUCUGGAACGUGCAAACCUUCUUUGUCCUCAGUCAGGAGGUCUCCCCAGAACAGCUUCCCUGGAGCUACCGUGACAAGACCCAUUUUGGCCGCCUGGGCCAGGAGCUGGUUGCUGAACUGGUGGCCUGCUGCCGGAGAAAGCCGUUUACCUUAGUCUGUGGCUCACCUGCAUUUAAUGAGGACAUGGCUAGGUGUUUGCUGUCUGCUGGCCUGACUGAGGACUCCUACUUCCUCUUCUAGCCCUGGCCUUGGGCCUUAAUCAGGGGUACAGAGAGGAGCCCAGAUCAGAGUCAGAAGACAUGGAGUCCAGGCCUGGCCCUGCUGCUGACUUACCCAGAGACCUUGGGCAAAUGUCAUCACCAUGGAACUUCCCUUCCUGUCUGCUGCGUCCUGCUGUAUGGAGGGAGGCCAGCAGUUGUCAGGGAGUCAGGGAAGACUGCUCCAAGGGAGCCAAGCAAGUGGAGUCCUACUGAGCUCAGGCUGGUGGGGGUUGGGUAGGACAAGGGGUGAGGAGUCUCUUGUCCUCCCAGAGCCCAUCAGUGCUGGGAAAAUGACUUGGGGAAGCUCAGAGCUCUGGGAGGACCUUAACUUCUGUGCCUCCUGUGGGGUGGACCUGACUUGCUGAAGGCCUGGAGUCUAAGACCUGACCAUGUUCUCAGAUCAAGGCACUGCCCUGAAUCAUCUCUGUAUCCAUGACAAGUCUUUCCUGCCAUGAUCAGCCUCACGCUCAGUUUCUUUCCUGGCUCAGGAGGCCAGCUCAGAGUCCUUUUCCCACAAAAGAAGAGGAACAGAGGCAAAUGCCCCUCCCUCCUGCAGGCAGCCACAUAGCCCGUGCCUUCAGCUCUCGGUGCCCUGGCGACGGUUGCUAUGGAGAUCUAAAGAUAGAGCAGGAGUCAGGAGACCUGGGUCCCUCUCCCAGCUCUGCCCACUGAGUGGCUGCUGAUCCAGGUCCACCCAGCCCCCACCUCCACCUCCUCUAUCCUGAACGGGGCAUGCCCUCUCCAGGGAGCUCACUGCCCCUGGGCAUCAUGUUGACUUAAUGAAUUCUGCUUUCCACAGCCUGGGCCCCAGUGUGCUGCGCCAGCACAGGCCAGAUACAGGCAGUCCCAGACUUCUGAUGCUCAGCAGUGGAAUGUUAGAAGCUGGGAGCCAGGAGCCUUUAGGAUUAGGCAUUUAUAACUAUGGAGUUGCACUCUCCUCACCUCCCCCAACCCCCAUAGCAGAGCUCAGAUGCCAGAGAACCCUGUCCAGCAGACUCAGUGUACAAAUGGGUGAACCAAGGCCCAUGAGUGACUCACCCAAGGUGAGUCUGAGACAGCCCUCCCUACAAGCUCCCCAUCACCCCCCCCACACACACACACACACACACACACCUGUGGUUGUACACCAUGCUUUUCAAACUGUGCUCCACAGGCCACUGGGGAACCUUGCCUGGAUGGCAGCAGUAAAGGUGGCUGGAGGGAUCCCCAGGUCCCCUUCAAUCACAGAGGUCUGUUUUUAACCUCAUCUUCAUGGGGCAUAGAGGAAUUUUUGUCAAAAUUGCCUUUUCUACCCCACCCUGAAAAAUCACAACAAAGAAACCCCUGUUCACUGCAUAGCCAUGGGGAACAGCUGGGUGAUGGGAAGCCUGCAUGUUGCACCCCAGGGGCUUGGGACCUCUGUCGGGGUUCUACAGGGCAUUCAUUAGGUGUGACUUCUCAGAACCAAGUGGGCAAAUUAAAGCUGCAUGAACAUUGGUCAGGACACUUUGUUUUGUCUGGCCCAGGUCCUCAGCCUCGGGGUCGUUGUUCUUUAGAGUCUCAGGCUCAGAACAGUGUGACAAAACUGAGAGCCAGAGCUCCCAAACAGGGUGCAUGGGCUCUCCUUGCCCAGCCUGUGACUUGGGGCAAGACACAUGUCAUCUAUCCCGGCCUCUGAGAACUUCACCAGUGUGCCUUGGUGGGUCUUAGUGGCAGUCUUCAUGGAUGCCCCUGGGGGACUUGAAGCUCAACUGUCCAAGGAAAUAGCAGCAACGUGCUAGGCACAGCCUUUCCACUGGAGAGCUCCAGCCAAGGCAAGGAUUAGCUAGCAUACCUCUGAAAGGGGUGAAUAUUAGAGAAAUGGUGUUCACAGUGCAAGAGAGUGGUGAGCAGGGCUUGAGCCUGUAGGAAAGACAGGGACACUCCCCAACCCCGACCAUAGAAGCUUCAAAAGCAAUGCUUAUACUCAUUCCUUACAGGGUCAGGGAGGACCCGCUUAAGGGGAGAAGCCUAGGGCAAUUCCCCUAGGCCUCUCUCUGUACCAUUUUAGGUAUUUGAUGCCUAGACAGAUUAGGCCACUCAGAGGCAACUGACAUCCCCUGUCCUGGGUGGGUUGCCUUCCUCUUCACCUCCCUCAGUGUAGAAGCUGAGCAGCCUGGCUACUAGUGGGAUUGGUUAUCCUGAAUAUUGGCAAGGGCACAAAUGUGUCUGAAAUGCCAGGAUGCCAAUCUCCUGUCACCUGGGAACUCAAGAGCUCACAAAAUAGUGGUUGCUGUGCCUGGCAAGGUAUAGGUGAGUGUAAAAUAGGACUAAUUGGGAUUCAUGAGGUCGUCCCACUUGGUGGGUGGGCCCUGUCAGCUGGUCAGUUCCUCAUGAUAAUACCUGGCUCUCUGUAGGCUGUUGGGAUGGAGUUUCCCCUGAGCACUGCCAUUAUGUGAUAGUGCAAUGGCAGGGGGACAGUCAGGACCUGAGCAUGACCGGAAGGCCUCAGAAGACCAACAAAGAGCUCACUUCUCUGUGAGCGAGACAAAUUAGCACCUCAAGUUAUUCAGGUACUGCCCCUCUGUUCAGUCUGGAACCAUAGCCCGAGCCUGCGUGGCCUCACCCAGCCACCGUGUUCCCAUCACACAGGGUGCUCAGCACCUCCUGGAGGUAGACAACCUGAGGCAUAGCAGAACUUCCGAGUGCUUUGCAGGUGGCAGGACUCUUCCACAGCAGGAAGUCAUGCCACUGUAGUUACCCCAGAUUAGAGACCGAAACAGCCUCUGAGCCACCAAGAUCAUGUAAGGGGGCACAAGUUCCAACAUGCGUUGUUGUAACGGUUACAUGACACGUGAGCACACCUGGAGGUCCAGGUAAACACUCUGUACCUGUGUGGUGUGAGACGGCCAAGGCUACAAUUAAGAAAAAGCAGAGUGGGAACCAUGCAGUUCUCCUUUGUUUGUUCUUCUCUUUGUUUUGUUUCAGUGCUGGGGACUGAUUCUAGAGCCUCGAGGAUGCUAAGUUAAAGACCAUGUGCUCCACCACACCUAGUUCCAGUGGCGAUCCCAGUGGGAUAUCAGUCUGCAGUUAAAACGAGUGGAUCGGGUCUCCAUGUACCAGCAUAGAGUAAACGUUUUAAAAGUCAUAAUGGAAUAAGCUGCACAUAGUAAAAGGACAAGUCCAGGGCUAGCAAGAUCCCUUUGCAGCUAACAGUGCUUGCCGGCAAGCCAGACAACCUGAGUUUGAACCCUGGAACCCACAGGGUGAAGAGAGAGAGUCAACUCCUACAGAUUGUCCUCAGUGUGUACACACACAGACUGAUAAAAGCAAGAAGAUUUGGGGUUGGGACAAUACUUGUACUUGGGAAUUAUAAAACUCUGAAAUAAUGUUUUCUAUUGAGAUAGCUCAGCUGCAAGCACAGAACCUGAUGGAGAGAUGAAAUCCAGGUGUUGGUUCCCUGGUAGCUGCUUUGUUAUUUUCUUUUCCCCAACCUGUGUUUAAGAACAGUUCUAGGGCUGGGCAGUGGUGGCACACGCCUUUAAUCCCAGCACUUAGGAGGCAGAGGCAGGCAGAUUUCUGAGUUUGAGGCCAGCCUGACCUGCAGGUCUACAGCGAAUUCCAGGACAGCCAGGGCUAUACAGAGAAACCCUAUUUUUAAAAAUAAAAAUAAAAUAAAACAGAACAGUUCUACAGUUA
Molecule: messenger RNA, 5235 nt
Organism: Mus musculus (house mouse)
Lineage: Eukaryota; Metazoa; Chordata; Mammalia; Rodentia; Muridae
Gene: Cyb5rl
Product: cytochrome b5 reductase-like
Exons: 9
Coding region: 788-1558 (256 amino acids)
Cellular component (GO): endoplasmic reticulum membrane
Molecular function (GO): oxidoreductase activity; cytochrome-b5 reductase activity, acting on NADH
Source: RefSeq, marked validated